Molecule: messenger RNA, 5862 nt
Organism: Aethalodelphis obliquidens (Pacific white-sided dolphin)
Lineage: Eukaryota; Metazoa; Chordata; Mammalia; Artiodactyla; Delphinidae
Gene: EIF2AK2
Product: eukaryotic translation initiation factor 2 alpha kinase 2
Exons: 16
Coding region: 1543-3168 (541 amino acids)
Biological process (GO): eiF2alpha phosphorylation in response to endoplasmic reticulum stress
Cellular component (GO): nucleus; cytoplasm
Molecular function (GO): eukaryotic translation initiation factor 2alpha kinase activity; double-stranded RNA binding; ATP binding
Source: RefSeq, a predicted model, not a curated record
GCCUGCGUACCGCAAAAAAAAAAAAAAAAAAAAAAUUGAAAAGAAACGCCUGUUUCUUUUUUUCCAAACUUGUAAGUACUUUUUCAAAAAUGCCAAUUUAACUCCUUAUUUGUUUACACAUAUAUUUCACUUAAAUUCAAACUGGCUUGUCAUUCUGAAGAUCAGCAGUUACUUAAAGUUAAAAGUGUUGAGGAUUUAGGGUAUUUCAAUAGGACUUCAGGUUAAAUAAUUGCUAAGGACUCUUCCAUAACUACUGUUCUGAGAUCUAUGACCUCCUCCAGUUGGAUGUAUGGUCUCAUACUCGUGACUAAACUAAAUGACACUUCGGUUCCUGAAAAUAAUGAUACAGCUACAGAUCCUUAUCUGAAACCCUUGGGCCAGGUAUGUUGUGGUACUCAGAGAUUAUUGGAUUUUAGAAAGGCAAGGCAGUAUAAAUCCCAUCUAUUUGUAAUGUUCUCAGUAGGGUUUGGGGGCAACACUCUAUCAUAAAACAUUUCUGCAGUGAAAUGUAUAAAUCGACAACAGAGUACGAUUAAGACUCUAAAUAGCUCAUGUCAGUUCAGGUCUAGAUGCGGGGCUACACACCCACCAAAAACAAAACAAAUGAAAACAAAGUAAACCUCAGUUUUCAGUGCUUUUGCAUUUUGGAAUUGUAGACCAGAAGCACUGUUUAUUGAGGGCCAGUGGUGUGGGAGACCCUGCUGGAUGCUUUUUGUCUGAUUUACUCCUCACAACAACCUGUGAAUCAGGUGUUUUCAUUUCUGUUUUCGGGUCAUGAAUCAAAGGUUCAAAGAGGUGCCUCGCCCAGAUCUAUGUGGCUUUAAAGCAUAGCCCUCUCCACAACACUAAGCGGUGAUGUGAAGACAGCACCUUUGCUCAGAUCUGAGCCCUCCCAGCCACCAGCAUUGCUCACCCAAACCACUGCAGCAGCCCCGACUUGGUCUCCUGACUUAUACUCAUGCUCCACUCAUCUUUUCUACACCCACCCCUCAUACUCUGUUCUUUACAUAACAUUAGAGUGACCAUUAAAAACAUAAAUCCAACCGCAUCACCCCUCUGCUGAGAACCCUCCAAUAGCUUCCCACUGCAAUUAGAAUAACUUCCACAAUCCACACCUUGGCCUUCAAGGUCUCUGUGCUGUGGCACCUGCCUACCUCUCAGACUCAUUUCCCACCGUUUCCCCUUGUUCACUGUGCAGCAAUCUCCUUGACCUUUUUGUCAUCCCUCCAAAAGCUGUGCUGGUGCCUGCCUCCAGGCAGCCUCUGCCUGAGAUGGUCUUCCCCCAUAUCUAAGUAUGGUGGACUUUCUCAUCAUCCAGGCUUGAUUUAAAUAUUGCCUCCUAAGAGGGGUCUUCCCUGACCACUGUAUCAAAACCACCUCCCUCGUUUCUCUGCCCCCACCUAUUAACACUCUUCUAUCUCAUAGCCGUAUUUCAUUUCAUUGUAGCACUUCCAGCCAACUGUUAUCCCCUCCUGUUACUUGUUUCUGGACUUGGUCGUCUUCUUUCUUUCUUCAGUGGAAUGCAGGUUACUGUAGGAAAAAAUGGCCAGUGGUCGUUCACCAUGUUUCUAUAUAGAAGAACUUAAUAAGUACCAACAAAGGAACACUGCAGUACUUAAGUAUUGUGAACUAUCUAAGACAGGACCUCCACAUAACUUAAGGUUUACCUAUCAAGUUACAAUAGAUGGCAGAGAAUUUCCAAAGGCUGAAGGUAGAUCAAAGAAGGAAGCCAAAAAUGCUGCAGCCAAAUUAGCUUUUGAAAUAAUUAGUAAAGAACAGAAGGCCGCUAGUCCUUCAUCACUGCAGACAGGAGAUCCUUCAGAAGUACCACCCAUUGAGAAUUACAUAGGCCGUGUUAAUACGAUUGCCCAGAAGAAAAACCUAUCUGUAAUUUAUGAAGAAUGUGAAUCGAGGGACAGUGGGCCCGAUAAAUUUCAUUAUAAAUGCAAAAUUGGACAGAAUGAAUAUGGUAUUGGUAUAGGUUCCACUAAACAGGAGGCAAAACAAUUGGCUGCUAAACUGGCUUAUGAAAAGAUACAGUCAGAAAAUUUAAUGAAAGCUGACGCGUCCUCUGGUUGUUCCAAUACUGUGUGUGGUGAUGUCCAAAGCAACUCUUCAGCGACAAACACAUCUGCUUCUGAAUCACCAUCUGAAAAUGACUUCUCAACAAGUGAAGCGGAAAGCAAUGAUAACAGUGACGCGUUAGACAAGUCUUUCCAAUCUCCAGAGAACAGUUCCAGAAAUAAUCCCAGAAAGGUGAAGAGAUCUUUGGCACCUAGAUUUGACUCUCCUGUGAAGAGGGAAGAAAAAGAAAGAAUGUAUACUGUGGACUCCAGGUUUAUCAGAGAUUUUACAGAAAUAACACCAAUUGGCGAAGGUGGAUUUGGCCAAGUUUUCAAAGCCAAACACAAAAUUGACGAGAAGACUUAUGUUAUUAAAUGUGUUAAAUAUAAUAACGAGAAGGUAGAGCGUGAAGUGAAAGCUUUGGCAAUGCUUGAUCAUGCAAAUAUCGUUCACUACCACAGUUGUUGGGAUGGGCUUGAUUACGAUCCUGAGCAAAGCAUAAAUUCUUCAAGAUCAAAGACUAGGUGCCUUUUCAUCCAAAUGGAAUACUGUGAUAAAGGGACAUUGGAGCAAUGGAUUGAGAGUAGAAGAGACAAGGAACAAGACAAACGUUUGGCUUUGUUAUUCUUUGCACAAAUAACAGAAGGAGUGCAUUACAUACAUUCAAAACAGUUAAUUCAUAGAGACCUUAAGCCAGGUAAUAUAUUUUUAGUAGAGACGAACCAAAUAAAGAUUGGAGACUUUGGACUUGUAACAUACCUGAAAAAUGAUGAAGCGCGGACAAGUAAACAGGGAACUAGGCUAUACAUGAGCCCAGAACAGCUUGCUUGUGUAGAAGACUAUGGAAAUGAAGUGGACAUCUUUGCUCUGGGACUAAUUCUUGCAGAACUUCUUCACAUAUGUUCCACUGGGAUAGAAACAAUGAAGAUUCUUAAAGGUCUAAGGAAUGGCACCUUCUCAGAUGUAUUUGACAACAAAGAAAAAAAUCUUCUACAGCAAUUACUCUCAAAGGAUCCCAAGAAACGACCUAACACAUUGAAAAUACUGAAGACUUUGAAGGAGUGGAGAAAUAUUGCAGAGAAAAAGAAACGGAAUACAUGUUAGAUACUUAAAAAAGUAUCCUUCUUCUGAUACUCCAUUUUCCUAUAACUGUCUAAAGUCUGCUUGGGAAUAUUAAUGGUAUUUAUCUUCUAUUUUCCUUUCUCCCUUAAUUUUUUGCCACAUUUGCAGAAAGGUUUGCAUUUUUUCUUACUUCAAAAACAUUCUUAUAUUUGCCUUCCCCUCGCUCAUCUCCUUAUUAUGAAGAUGGGGGGGAAAUGCCUCAAAUUUUCUUUUUAAUACCAAUUAGUUAAUCAAUUAAUGAAUGACUAUUUAUUAAAUACCUGCUGUUUCUAGGCCAAAAAGAUAUAAGAUCUAUCUCUGUCCAAAAUAGCUAACAAUCCAGCUGGAGAAAUAUGGUAACCAUGAAAAGAUAAGUAUAAUCACUUUGGAAAGCAAUUUGGUAUCAUCUAGCAAAGUUACAUGUAUAUUGCCAUUCCUGAAAAGCCAUCAGUUCCAUUGCUACAUACAUGUGCACAGGAAUGUUCAUAGAAAUGCCGUUUAUUAUAGUCAAAGGAACAGGAAACAACGCUAAUGUGCACCAGAAGAAGAAUGGAUACAUAAAUUGUAUUCACGCACUGGAAUACUAUAUAGUGUUUUAUAGUGAAAAUGAAGGAAUUACAGCUAAAUGCUGUAACUAAAUGCAUGUAACUAACAUGCCACAUCUCUCAGGAACAUAAUAUUAAGCAAACAAAGCAGAUUGCAGAAAAUACUGUAUAAAGUUCAGGAACAUGCUACGUGAAAUGUGUGCUUAGGUAUUCAAACAAAUGCGGUAAAACAAUAAAGGGAAGGAAAGGAUUGAGAACUAUUAUUAUAUUCUGAUAGUGAUUGGCUCUGAGGAGGGAUGGGAGUGAUGUGAUUGGAGAAACGGACUUCCGAGGUAACAGUUAACUUUCUUUUCUUACACUGGCUGUUGAGUCCACUAGUGUUUACUGCAUAAUUAUUCUAUUUCUCUUAAAUACAUUUUGUACCUAUUAUAACAGACACUUUAAAGAGAUGAUAACUAUGCUGUAAGACAGUAGCUGAGCAUAGAAAACAAUCAGUCUGGAGGGGUGAGAUCACUCUAUGCUGAGGACCCAUGGCACAGGGCUUAGAAGUGACACUCCAGUGAGACUUCCAAGUAUGUGAAGGAUUUAGAUGAAUAGAGAGGAGAGCAUUUGGGCAGUAUGGGCAAGGGGCAUGGCAUGCGUUCUGGAAAAGAUAGAUUUGAGGAACAUUGGGUAUACUAGUUUGUUUCCUUGAAUUGCUGUAGGGAAUGCCGGAAAAUAAUAUGAGCUGUAUAUUGGAAGAACCUGAGGGUUCCUUUAAGCUUUAUAGCAUCCAACUACCGUUCUAGAAUUGUCGUAUAAUUUUACAAUUUUUAAAAUGAGCCAAAUUUAGGCUUAGCAGAAGAAUCAUAGUAAUAGAUAAUAUUUUUGUGAAGGCUUAUAGCAAUUUCUAAAAAGUGUUACUAAAAGCAUUUAAUAUGGUCUUCAACUCCCAUGCAGUAUUUGAUUAAGGCAAGGUUCAUCAAUGGAUACUAAAAUUAUUGGUUGAAAAGGCGUUGGGAAACAGGAGCCUCAAAAGGAUUUAAAUAUAGUCCGACAGAUGAUAUUACAAAGGGGAAAAUGUAUCUUUAAAAUGGAAAGCUCUUAUCACCACAAUAAUAAAGUAAUUAAAUUUAGUAUCACUGAAAGUGGAAGAACCUAACAUCAUGACCCUCCUGAUGUGAUGUAAGAAUUAUACACUAUCACCUAUUUAGUUUUCUUGCCCAAAGUGUUUAACUGGAAUUUAAUCAUGAGGAAAUGAUUAGACAAAUCCUGAAAGAAGUCAUUUGAUAAGGUAAUUAACUUGGAUUUCUCAAAAAGUCAGUAUCAUGAAAAAAAAAAAAGUAGGGGAAUUCUUCUAAAUACAGAGAGACUAGAAACAUAUAAUGACCAAAUGCAAUGACCAAAUGCAAUGCUUGAAUCUUGAUUGUAUACUGGAUAUAAAAAAAAAGAAAAACCCAGAAAAUAGCUAUAAAAGACAUUUUUCAGGUAAUUGAGAACAUUUGAAUAUAGACUGCAUAUUAAAUGAUGUUAUAGAAUAAUUGAUAAUUUUCUUAGGUGUGAUAAUGAUAUUAUGGUCAUGCCAGAAAAUGUCUUAUUCCUAGGCAAUGCAUGCAGAAAUACUUAGGGGUGAAGUGGCAUGACAUAUGCAACUUCCAAAUGUUCAGCAAAAAUCAAUGAUAAUACAUAUAUAUAUAGGAAGAUAGUACAUAUAUAUAUAGAAAGAGAGAGAGGAAAUGUGGCAAAAUGUUAACAAUUGAAAAAUUGAUAAAUCUAGGUAGACAAUAUAGAAGUGUUUCUUGUAUUAUUCUUGGAGCUUUCCUGUAGGUUUGAAAUUUUUCUGGGUGGAGAGAAAUCUUUUUUAAGAAACUGAUAUUAUCUGGAUUUGAUGAAUAAGGCUAAACUCAAAAGAAAAACCAAUGAAUGUGGCAAAUUAGUGUGAAUGUGGCCUUAUUUUUACCUUCUUUCAUUUUUUAAAUUUAAGUAUAGUUGAUUUGCAUUAUUAUAUUAGUUUCAAGUGUACAACAUAGUGAUUGAAUACUUUUAUAUAUCCUUCUCUCACUUUAAUAUUUCUACUACUAUGAAGUAAAUAAAGCAUCCCUUGAUGCUUUUAUUUAUUUGAGUAUAUGUUUUCUCAGCCUCAAAACUAUAGUAAAUAAAAAGUAUCCUCAGG